AAACGACCCUGAGUUUUGGGCUUUGUUGAAUGUUGUUCCCGGAGGUGGAGAAGCAGGACACGCCGGCGGAGCUGGAGAAACCGACGGACAGACGGCCGGAUUAAUUGAAGGUGACGACAUGACUUGCGGAGGCGGAGAAGGCUCUGGACAGAAGGCCGGAGGUGGAGAAGUUGAUGGACACAGUGGCGGAGGUGGAGAAGGUGACGUUGAGACGCACCUGGGCGGAGAGGAUGAAGGACAGACGUCGCCGGCGGCUAUGGACGUUGUUUCUGACCUCGAUGGAGAAGGGAUGGCAAAGGAGAGUGAACUUGGUACAGAGCCGGAAGUUGGUAUGGAGUUUGAAAGCAGAGAAGCGAUCUAUGAUUUUUACAAAGCAUAUGGGAAGCGUUUGGGAUUUCCUAUAAGAACUAGGAGCACAACAAAAGACAAAAGAGGAAGAGAGAUUGUGUCAGUUGUACUGGAGUGUUCGCGGGCUGGUCAUAGAGGUAGUCAGUCAAAAAAUCAAUUGAAGCCCCAACCUUCAAUGCAAAUAGGGUGUGGAGCUAGACUACGUGCGCACGUUAUUUAUUCGGGACUUUGGCAAAAUUCAAAAGUGUGUCUACAACAUUCACAUCCUAUGAGUCCAACAAAGGCC
Messenger RNA from Cuscuta epithymum, 634 nucleotides. NCBI's taxonomy places the organism in Eukaryota, Viridiplantae, Streptophyta, Magnoliopsida, Solanales, Convolvulaceae. The record is from the annotation of a GenBank genome assembly.